Messenger RNA from Sitophilus oryzae (rice weevil), 877 nucleotides. Its product is annotated as parkin coregulated gene protein homolog. The transcript is spliced from 4 exons. The record is from RefSeq and is a predicted model, not a curated record. The coding region runs from base 100 to 834 and encodes 244 amino acids. Gene Ontology annotation, molecular function: Hsp90 protein binding; Hsp70 protein binding. Lineage: Eukaryota; Metazoa; Arthropoda; Insecta; Coleoptera; Curculionidae.
UCAAACUUGUUUCUAAUAGCAACCAUCAAAGUUCUGAUUAAUCAAGUCUAUGAAUUCCAACAAACUUAUCAUGUAAAAUAUUGCUUGUUUUCAAUCGUAAUGGUAGUUAGUGGAAAAGAAUUUAGAAGUAACUUGAGAAAACCCUUACCUCAUGCAAAAAAAGAUAGAGGAUGUAGACUUGUUCCCGCAUUUACCAUACAAGCUUUUCAAAAAGGAACUUGUGUAUUACCUCCACCAAAGUGCAAUGCUUUUACCGAAUCAUUACCUAAAUCUUCAAAAUUUCGAGUAAAUUAUAAUCGAGGAAAUCUUCCUAUUUCUAUGGAAGCUAAAGGAGGAAAAGUCUCAUGGAAAGCAGACAUCAAUAAAUUGGAUUUCCAUUACUAUUUGCCAAUGUUUUUUGAAGGACUUUGUGAAACCGAAAGUCCUUACAAAUUGUUCGCCCAACAAGGAAUACAUGAUAUGUUAGCUUACGGAGGGCAAAAAAUAUUUCCUUGUAUUCCCCAAUUGAUUAUACCAAUCAAAGAUGCCCUCAAGACGAAAAAUAAAGAAGUAAUGUGUACUACGCUAAAGGUACUUCAGCAUUUAGUAAAAUCUGGAGAUAUGAUAGGCGAGGCGUUGGUACCCUAUUAUAGACAAAUUCUACCUACAUUAAAUUUAUUUAAAGAAAAAAACGUAAACUGCGGUGACGAAAUCGACUAUAGUCAAAUGCGUGGUGACAAUUUAGCAGAUAUAAUAAACGAUACUUUAGAAGUAUUGGAAAAAUAUGGAGGCGAAGAUGCGUUUAUUAACAUUAAAUAUUUGAUUCCUACAUAUGAAUCAUGUAUGCUCAAUUAACAGAGGAAUAAAUUAAUAAAUGUUAACAAUAAUACAUUUUUUC